Messenger RNA from Ipomoea triloba (trilobed morning glory), 494 nucleotides. RefSeq names its product exopolygalacturonase-like. NCBI's taxonomy places the organism in Eukaryota, Viridiplantae, Streptophyta, Magnoliopsida, Solanales, Convolvulaceae. Bases 30 to 494 code for a protein of 154 amino acids. Gene Ontology annotation, biological process: carbohydrate metabolic process. The transcript has 3 exons. The record is from RefSeq and is a predicted model, not a curated record. Gene Ontology annotation, molecular function: polygalacturonase activity.
AAGCAGCCUUUUUUAACUGUGGAAACAAAAUGGCUUCCAGCGUUAGUUUUGGGGUUGUGUUUCUUCUAGGGUUUCACUUGUUCUGCCACAGUAGUUUUGUCGGCGCCAUGCCAUUCAGGUUGUUUAAUGUCCUCUCCUAUGGUGCCAGACCCGAUGGAAGGACCGAUAACAAAGAGGCGUUUUUGAAUGCUUGGAAGGAUGCAUGUAAAUGGGAGGGUGGUGCGAAAAUGCAUAUACCGCGAGGGGUGUACAUGGUUAGCUCGGUAUUGUUUACAGGAACGUGCAAAGGUUCCGUUACCGUUAGGAUCCAAGGGAUAGUUAGGGCCCCAACGAACCCUUCGUUGUUCUUCGGGGACACGUGGAUCGGUUUCCGUUACAUUGACGGCUUGGUUAUGGAAGGCGGAGGGACUUUGGACGGUCAAGGGGCUUCUGCUUGGCCCUACAAUGAUUGCAACAAAAACCCUCAUUGCCCUAAGCUUCCUGCGUUUAUCUAG